Molecule: messenger RNA, 1802 nt
Organism: Chinchilla lanigera (long-tailed chinchilla)
Lineage: Eukaryota; Metazoa; Chordata; Mammalia; Rodentia; Chinchillidae
Gene: C1galt1c1
Product: C1GALT1-specific chaperone 1
Exons: 3
Coding region: 327-1283 (318 amino acids)
Molecular function (GO): N-acetylgalactosaminide beta-1,3-galactosyltransferase activity
Source: RefSeq, a predicted model, not a curated record
CGCGCGCGAUCGCUUCUACGUCGGAGCGGGCGGGGGAGCCCUCCGCCUGAGCCAAGGCUCCUUUGCCCCGCCCGCCUCGCGUCAGCUUCCGGGAUCUUCCCACCCUUCGCGAGGCCAGCGAGGGGAUACCGCCUGCAUCAAGAGCAGCCCACCCGGGAGCGUAAGGGUGGUGCGCGAACGUGGGAGGGAAGCUGUGCGCGGCUACGGUUUCCUGACCCCGGACGUUGUAAACGCGGGACUGUGGAAAAACCAACAUCCCGCCUCUUUCCCCACUCCCAACUCAGGAAUUACAUCUGCCAGUCUGUUCCACACCUUGAACUGGAGAAAUGCUUUCUGAAAGCAGUUCAUUUUUGAAGGGUGUGAUGCUUGGAGGCAUUUUCUAUGCUUUGAUCGCUAUGCUAGGACACAUUAAGAUUGGUCAUGGAAAUAGAAUGCACCACCAUGAGCAUCAUCAUCUUCAAGCUCCUAAUAAAGAAGAGAUCUUGAAAAUUUCAGAGGAUGAACGCAUGGAGCUUAGUAGGAGCUUUCGUGUAUACUGCAUCAUCCUUGUGAAACCCAAAGAUGUGAGUCUUUGGGCUGCAGUGAAAGAGACCUGGACCAAACACUGUGACAAAGCAGAGUUCUUCAGUUCUGAAGAUGUUAAAGUGUUUGAGUCAGUUAAUAUGGAAACAAAUGACAUGUGGUUAAUGAUGAGGAAAGCUUAUAAAUACGCCUUUGAUAAGUAUAGCGACCAGUACAACUGGUUCUUCCUUGCACGCCCCACUACAUUUGCUAUUAUUGAAAACCUAAAGUAUUUUUUGUUAAAAAAGGACCCAUCACAACCUUUCUAUAUAGGCCACACUAUAAAAUCUGGAGACCUUGAAUACGUGAGUGUGGAAGGAGGAAUUGUCUUAAGUGUAGAAUCAAUGAAAAGACUUAACAGCCUUCUGAAUAUCCCUGAAAAAUGUCCUGAGCAGGGAGGAAUGAUUUGGAAGAUAUCUGAAGAUAAGCAGCUGGCUGUCUGCCUGAAAUAUGCUGGAGUGUUUGCAGAAAAUGCAGAGGAUGCUGAAGGAAAAGAUGUAUUUAAUACCAAGUCCGUGGGGCUUUUUAUUAAAGAGGCAAUGAGCAGUCACCCCAACCAGGUAGUAGAAGGAUGCUGUUCUGAUAUGGCUGUUACUUUUAAUGGACUGACUCCUAACCAGAUGCAUGUGAUGAUGUAUGGGGUGUACCGUCUUAGGGCAUUUGGACAUACUUUCAGUGAUGCAUUGAUCUUCUUACCUCCAAAUGGUUCUGACAAUGACUGAGAAGUGGGAAAAGGGUAUAUAUGUCAUCACCAUGUAAAACAUGUGUUAUAAUUAUUUAUAGUAAUUACUACACAUCCAACACAGAGGUAUAUUUCUUUUUCUUUUCUAAUCUGGUGGCACUGGUAUAAUCAUGCAUUAAAGUUUAUUAGUGUAUUUUAUAAAUGAGGUAUUUUUUCUUUAAAACAUACAAGAAUGUGUUGGAAAUAAAUGUUUUAAAUAUAAUUUGCAAGUAAAGCAUAUAUUUAUAAAUAUGUGAUAAAUUCUAAAUUAUGAACAUUAAAAAAUAUGGCAUGCAGUUUUGUAGAUUGAUCAAAACAUUUAACAGGUACUUUUAGCUUUUUAAUGUAUACAAAUGAAUCUCAAGCUGUGAAAUUUUUAUCAAAGUAAAACUUCAGCUCUGUGUUUAUGUACAUUUAUAUUCUAAGCCACCCCAAGUGUCAGUGGAUUUGUUUUCUCAAAAUAUACAGCUGCUGGCCGUGGUGGUGCAUGCCUGUAAUCCCAGCAGUCAGGAGGCUGAGG